Telopea speciosissima is the source of this 2813-nucleotide messenger RNA. Its product is annotated as kinesin-like protein KIN-13B. Gene Ontology annotation, biological process: microtubule-based movement. Gene Ontology annotation, molecular function: microtubule binding; ATP binding; microtubule motor activity. The transcript has 12 exons. The coding region runs from base 131 to 2416 and encodes 761 amino acids. The record is from RefSeq and is a predicted model, not a curated record. Lineage: Eukaryota; Viridiplantae; Streptophyta; Magnoliopsida; Proteales; Proteaceae.
CGGUUGUCUAGUCUACGGCCGGCCGAGACGUGCGUUCCUGAAACCACACCUUGAUUUUGACUUCCGGGAGAGAGAGUAUCCGAUCAUUGGACUAAUCGGAUCGAAGAGUAGAGAGUUAGAGACUGGAUAGAUGAACGUAGUCGGGAGACAGAUGCAGAGAUCGGGAACGUCGACCGUUCACCAUCAGCGUCAGUACUCCGACAAUUUCUCAGAGACCUCUUCAAAUGGAAGAUGGCUUCAAUCUGCUGGUCUUCAGCACCUUCAGUCCUCGAAUGCAAAUGCAAAUGUUCCUGGUCCACAGGACUCUGGUUAUUAUGACGGCGGAAGAGGAGUUCAGGGUUCAAGAACGUUUUGGAAUGUGCAGAGGAGCUUUCAUGGAGGAAAUGAGUUUUCCUCGGUGCCUUCGACUCCGCCGCUUGAUUCAAGGUCGUCUAGCCUGAGGAAGAAUGGUGAUGACCAAAUGUCGACUGGUGAGCUCAGUCCUGGUAUCUUGGAUCUGCAUUCAUUUGAUACUGAGCUACUUCCGGAAAUGUCGAUUCCUGCUCGAUAUGAUAAUUCUACUCUUUACCAUGCUGCUCGGAGAAGAAGCUUUGAUGACUCUGAGUCUUAUCUUCCUACCAACAAACAAAUGAUUAAAGAACGUGUUUUGCCAGAAAAUAAUCUUCUGAAAAGCUUACCAGCUGAUAAAGAGAAGACUAGUUCGGUUGCUAAAAUCAAAGUUGUGGUUCGCAAGAGACCACUAAAUAAGAAGGAAAUAUCCAAGAAAGAGGAAGACAUUAUAACCAUAGAGCCAACUUCCAAUUUUCUUACAGUUCAUGAGACUAAACUGAAGGUUGAUCUGACAGAGUAUGUCGAGAAGCAUGAGUUUGUUUUUGAUGCAGUGCUGAAUGAAGAAGUUUCAAAUGAUGAAGUCUAUCGUGAGACUGUGGCACCUAUUGUUCCAAUCAUUUUUCAGAGGACCAAAGCAACUUGCUUUGCAUAUGGGCAAACAGGGAGUGGGAAAACAUAUACAAUGCAACCUCUGCCACUUAAAGCAUCCCAGGAUAUCUUGAGAUUAAUGCACCAUGCUUACCGUAAUCAAGGUUUCCAGUUGUUCGUGAGUUUCUUUGAGAUAUAUGGCGGGAAGCUUUUUGAUCUUCUUAAUGACCGAAGAAAGCUUUUCAUGAGGGAGGAUGGUAAGCAGCAAGUCUGUAUUGUUGGUUUGCAAGAGUACAAAGUAUCAGAUGUGGAGACAAUCAAAGAGUUUAUUGAGAAAGGAAAUUCCACUAGAAGUACAGGCACAACUGGUGCUAAUGAGGAAUCUUCCCGCUCACAUGCUAUUCUUCAGCUUGUUAUCAAGAAAUCUGCUGAUGGCAGUGAAUCAAAGCCUCCCCGUGUUGUUGGGAAGCUCUCAUUUAUAGAUCUUGCUGGAAGUGAACGUGGUGCAGAUACCACUGAUAAUGAUAAGCAGACAAGAAUGGAAGGUGCUGAAAUUAAUAAGAGCCUGCUUGCAUUGAAAGAAUGUAUUCGAGCACUCGACAAUGAUCAGGGACACAUUCCUUUCAGAGGGAGUAAACUGACUGAAGUUCUUAGAGAUUCAUUUGUUGGUGAUUCACGCACAGUUAUGGUAUCAUGCAUUUCGCCAAGCUCAGGAUCAUGUGAACACACUCUCAACACAUUAAGAUAUGCUGACAGGGUUAAGAGUCUUUCAAAGGGAAACACUACAAAGAAGGAUCCUUUAUUGUCAACCAUUAACCUAAGGGACUCAACUGCUGCAUCCCUGUCUCCAGUUUUCCCAGCUGUAUCAAAUUUUGAGAGCAACAUCUCUGAUGUUCCAAAUGAAACAAGCAGAUUUGGAUGGUCCAGACAGAUUGAGAGAGAGGCUUCUCCCCCUUUUAAUCUGGAUCGUACACCUAGUGGAAGGGAGGAGGGCCUUUUUGCUUCGGCUGUAUAUUCAGAUGUCCUCAAGGAUAACCGAGGUGAUAGGUUUGGAACUACCAUGGAGGAUUUUGAUUACUCGGAGGAGUUUUAUGAGCAGAGGCCACCGCGAAAGACCGGAAAGCCAGAGACCUACCAAUUCUCUGGCGUAGAUGACAGAAGAAGGAUAACUCACACACUGGCAAAAAGCAAAAAUCUGCCAACCUUCAAUGUUAACAACUCACAUUCAGAAGAUGAUCUGAAUGCUCUCUUAAAAGAAGAGGAGGAUCUGGUAUCUGCUCACAGAAAACUGGUUGAGGAGACGAUAGAUAUUGUCAGAGAGGAGAUGAAGCUGUUGGUUGAAGCAGAUCAACCAGGAAAUCAGCUGGAUGAUUACAUCUCUAGAUUGAACACUAUUCUUUCUCAAAAGGCUGCAGGGAUAUUACAAUUGCAGAACCGCUUGGCUCAUUUUCAGAGGCAUCUAAAUGAGCACAAUGUUUUAGUCUCAUCUGGUCUUUGAUUUCGUGGGACUAGUUGAUUGGAUCCUUGAGGAAUAAACUAUUUAGAUGUUGUACUUAUAGAUCCUUAUUUGCCAAUCCAUGUGCAAAAAAUACUAGUUUCCAUUACAGACAUAUGGUGUCAAUGGUGGUGACCUGUUGCCGUCGAAAUCUGGUGUUUCAGCGGAGCAGUUGUGAUAAUUCUUUUUUCAGUUGUGGUUCCUAGUUGGAUGGUCUGUGUUCGGUUUCACAGGUUGAAAAUUUUCCAGUGGUGUAAGGCCUUGUUACUUUGUCAAUUGUUAUCACUCUAUUGUGAGUUAUCAUACACUGCUAUUUAUGUAUGCUUCUUGGCUCUGUUAAUGUAAAGGAAUUCAUAGGAACUCUUGUGUGUAAAAAGUUGUCUUCCGUUUCUUUUUGAGA